Messenger RNA from Mytilus trossulus (common blue mussel), 458 nucleotides. RefSeq lists its product as uncharacterized. The coding region runs from base 39 to 458 and encodes 139 amino acids. Lineage: Eukaryota; Metazoa; Mollusca; Bivalvia; Mytilida; Mytilidae. The transcript has 2 exons. The record is from RefSeq and is a predicted model, not a curated record.
CAUUUACUGAACCCACACCAUUAAGUGACAACAUAGCAAUGGCUGAAUCUGCACCACUUAAUGACAGCAUAGUUAUGGAUGAUACAGUUCUACUGAGGAAGCACCUUCUGAUCCAUGACAGGGCUGUACAGCAAAUUAUUGUACUUGAUCGGUAUAUUGAGAGAGUCAAAGAAAAAGCUGUACACCAAGUUCAGAGAGGUAACAAAUCCAGAGCCUUACAUCUAUUAAACAGGAAAUCAGUAGCCAUUGGUCUAAAGAACACCUAUCGUCAGUUUCGUCUCAGAAAAUGGUACCAGUCACAAGUUCUUGUAGUUAGCAUGCUCAGCACCCUGAGACCUAACCAGGUUACAGUACAACCUACAGAACCUGACACAAACCCAGGGUACGAAGGUCAACAGAUGGAGCUAUUUGCCAAAUCACAGAUGGUAUCUCAGUGUAACUCUGACCGUGCCAUGUAA